UAACUCUUUUUCACUUUAUUUAAUUUUUUUUUUGGAUAAAAAAAAUAUAUCGAAAUCUACUACAAUAUAAACAAAUCAAACAGAUCCACAACCGUUUGAACCGGUUCGUUGACAGCCAAAAAUCAAAGGACGCCGCCUCUGUCAGCUGUUUCACCGGUUCGUUGAUUUGCCAGAGCCAGAUCCCGUUGGUCAACUAGCUUUUGUUUAAUUCGUGUUGUUUUGCUAUUUUUUUCACAUAUAAAUCCAAAGCAAAAUAAAACACAAAAAUAAUAUCAAAUGAAUUGAAUAAUUUAAUAAAAUUCAAAAAUAAUUAGAUAAAGAAAUACAAAACCACCAUCAAAAGAAAAAAGAAGCAAAAAGAGUUGUCCAAAAAGAAGCAAAAACAAACUAUUUCUGUCUACGCGCAGAAUUUACAGUUGCGGUAUUAUUCUAUGGUCUACGACAAAUACGAAAAAAUGAUUGAUGAACAACUUAUUGACGAAGUUGAACAACAUGGAGUUAUUUAUAAUCGUCAGAAAUAUUGCAUCAAUAUGGGAGCGGGAGGAGGAGCUGGAAUUGGUAGCGGCUGCAGCAGCAGCGGAGUCAACAAGUACGAAACGAAAGAUGAAGCUUGGCAGGAAAUUGCAGUCAAUUUAAGAUCGGAUGUUGAAACAUGCAAAAAACGUUGGAAAUACCUUCGAGAGCGUUAUGUCUCUCAACGCAAACAAGGAGAUCCACCAGUUUACGAACAUCUCUCUCGUCCAUAUUUGGAAAAAAUGAAAUUCCUAGACCAACAUAUUCAACCACGCAAAUCCUAUCGCAAUGUAUCAAGUUUCCUAACAUCACCGAAUGCCAGCAAUUCAUUUUGCGAAUACAAUAUGGAUUCAUCCAAGUCAAAUAGUUCAAUGAAAAAUAAUAAUCAUUCAUUUAACUCUCAACAACAUAGCCAACAUCAACAAUUACAACAACAACAAUCACAAUCUAAUAUUCCCUAUCCACAAGAAAAUAUCAUCAAAACCGAAGAAGAUCCAACAUUUCGAGAUUUCGUUGCUGCAGUUGCAUCACAAUCGCAACAUUUGCAACAGCAAAUCAAUUCACAUCAUGCUGCUUCAUUUAAUCCAAAUAUGUUAGUUAGUCCUGGCAAUGGAAGUCAACAUGGUAAUUCUAAUGUUUUAUCGCCUGCAAUUCAACAGCAGCAACAAUCUGUUGAUAGUUACGAUCAGUAUCGUUCGAAUGAACCAAAUGCAAAUGCUGGUUUGCCCAAUAAUGUUGGAAAUGGGGUACCUUCAUCAACUUCAUCAUCUAUGAAAUCUCCUCUAUCAUCAUCACCACCACCUCCCCCGUCUGCAGUUGUUGCAAAUAAUAAUGCAUCAUCUGAAUUAAGUGAUGAACAUAACUUUGCCACCAACAGCAGUGGCAAUAGCAUGAAAAAAGCUCGUGUUCAAAUGUCCAGCAAAUAUCUAGACACAUCAGAUUCAGAUGAUAGUCCAGCUUCAACUAUGAGACAUGCAAAAAUGUUGAGUGACACCAAACAUGCUGCUGCCCAGCAUUUACAUCAAGCUCAUCAGCAUCAACAACAGCAACAACAACAACAAAUUCUACAGCAACAACAAAAACAUCAACAACAAUUUAAUAAAAUGUUCAACAAUGCUCCACGUAACAUGAACUCGAUCAAUCAUACUUCAUCGGCUGCCCAAGCAGGACUCUUUCCAUCGAGUAAUGAUUUUUUGUUUUCGCUCUACCAACAGAUGUCGCCAGCAGCAGCUGCUGCAGCUGUGCAACAACAAGAAAGAAACAUCAAUGCUGCUGCAGCUUCUGCUGCAUCACCAAGUACAGCCCGGAGUUCGGAACAUCUUCUUGGCGAAUUGGUUACAUCAGAAUUAUUAAAAAUGAACAAGGAUCGUCGAAAAACUGUACAAAAGAGAAUCCUUGAGAUAUUAUUCUUUGAAGAUUAAACA
Messenger RNA from Episyrphus balteatus (marmalade hoverfly), 1937 nucleotides. RefSeq names its product polyglutamine-repeat protein pqn-41. The transcript is spliced from 3 exons. Lineage: Eukaryota; Metazoa; Arthropoda; Insecta; Diptera; Syrphidae. Gene Ontology annotation, cellular component: nucleus; transcription regulator complex. The record is from RefSeq and is a predicted model, not a curated record. Bases 432 to 1934 code for a protein of 500 amino acids. Gene Ontology annotation, biological process: regulation of transcription by RNA polymerase II.